Saccostrea cuccullata (small rock oyster) is the source of this 1044-nucleotide messenger RNA. RefSeq lists its product as uncharacterized. Bases 1 to 1044 code for a protein of 347 amino acids. The record is from RefSeq and is a predicted model, not a curated record. The transcript has a single exon. Lineage: Eukaryota; Metazoa; Mollusca; Bivalvia; Ostreida; Ostreidae.
AUGGAAGAUUUAGGCCUGCUGGCUGCUACUGACAGAGUGAUGGAAGAAGAAAUUCUCCUUCUUUCUAUUAUUGAUUCAGACAGAAGAACGUUUGAAAAGAAUUUUGAUCUUGAAAGGCUAACAGAAGAGGAGUGCAAAUUACUUUUCAGGUUUGAAAAAGCUGAUAUACACAUUGUAUUCCAUGCAUUACGAAUUCCUGAUAAAGUUAUUUGUCCUAACGGGAUUAUUUGUUCUGGACUCGAAGGGCUGUGUAUUUUGCUGAGAAGACUUGCUUAUCCUAAUAGACUUUCCGACAUCGGCAAAAUAUUUGGAAGACCAGAUUCAGUUCUGUCCUUUAUUAUUAACAACAUGUUAGAAAUAAUUUUUUCCAAUCAUUCUCAUCUCUUAGCUGACCUUAACCGCUCAUGGCUGUCAAAUCAGAGUUUGGAUGAAUUAUCUCAUGCUGUUCAAAUGACAGGUGCCCCUUUGCCUAAUUGUUGGGGAUUUAUUGAUGGAACUGUACGACCUAUUUGCCGACCAUCUAGAAACCAGAGGAUAGUUUUUAAUGGACAUAAAAGAGUCCACGCACUGAAAUACCAAAGCAUAGUUUUGCCAAACGGUAUUAUAGCGAACAUGUUUGGACCCAUUGAAGGGAGGCGACAUGAUGCCGGAUUACUUAGAGAAAGUUGCUUGUACGACCAGUUAGAGAGGCAUAUGACAACUCCAGCUGGUGAUGCAUAUGUGCUAUAUGGGGACCCAGCGUAUCCACUGUCUACUUUCAUCAUAACACCAUACCAUGGACGUGUGAUAUCCGCACAACAAGCCUUAUUCAACAAAAAAAUGUCAGCGGUUCGUACGUGCGUUGAGUGGGCAUUCGGGAAAAUUCUUAGCUUGUUUUCCUUUCUUGAUUAUAAGAAAAACCAGAAGUUAUACUUGCAGCCAGUUGGAAAGUACUUUUUAGUGGGGUCCAUUCUCACUAAUUGUCACACGUGCUUAUACGGAAGCGAGACGGGUAUGUACUUUGGUUUAGAGCCACCAACUCUCCAGGAAUAUUUGGCAGGAUAG